AUGAUGUUAGUUGGAGAUGUGAAGGACCGGACAGCAAUAUUAAUAGACGAUCUUGCUGACACGUCGAAUACCAUUACCCGCGCUGCCAAACUCUUGAAGAAAGAAGGUGCAUCCAAAGUCUACGCUUUGGUGACACACGGAAUUUUGAGCGGUGACGCUAUUGACCGCAUCAAUGCCAGCUCCCUCGACAAGGUCGUGGUGACCAAUAGCGUUGAUCAGGCAGACCACUUGCGACGAUGCCCCAAGCUAGAGGUCUUGGAAAUCGGCCAUGUUUUCGCAGAGGCCAUCCGUCGCGUCCACCACGGGGAAAGUAUUAGUGCUCUUUUCCAGUACGAGUAA
Messenger RNA from Aspergillus calidoustus, 339 nucleotides. The record is from the annotation of a GenBank genome assembly. NCBI's taxonomy places the organism in Eukaryota, Fungi, Ascomycota, Eurotiomycetes, Eurotiales, Aspergillaceae.